Messenger RNA from Colletotrichum orchidophilum, 2094 nucleotides. RefSeq names its product cell wall anchored protein. The transcript is spliced from 4 exons. The record is from RefSeq and is a predicted model, not a curated record. Gene Ontology annotation, molecular function: protein binding. Lineage: Eukaryota; Fungi; Ascomycota; Sordariomycetes; Glomerellales; Glomerellaceae. Bases 1 to 2094 code for a protein of 697 amino acids.
AUGGCAUUCUCCAGUCCUUUGCUGGCACUUCUCGCCUUUUCCUUGCUCCCGGUGUCAACUCUGGCGCAGCAAAAUCCCGUAACCGACUUUUGCCGGCGUUUUGGGCACCAGACUGCCGUUGUCGAUAACAAGCUCUUCAUCGAUGGCGGUCUCAUAAAUUGGAACCCUCUCUCAACAUUUCCCUCCAACUACUCAAAUACAUGGCUGCUCUAUCAAGAUCUAUCUUCGUCUACGGCUUCGGGCAUGCCCCCGCUCUACGCCAACCUCUCCAAGAAUGGAUCUAUUCCUAACGUAGCCGGCGGUGCCCUUUGGUCUGACAAUGUCAACAAACGCCUCUAUCUGUUUGGCGGGGAGCGCAAUGCGGGAGAGUCCCCCAUGCCCUUUAAUCUAUAUGGCUAUGAUAUCCUAAAUAACCAAUGGGAUUCUUUCGGGCCAUCCCGCAUGGGGGCUUUGAUUUCCAAGGUGAGCUACGGUGCGGGAGUGUCUGUCGACACCCGCGGCGAGGCUUAUUACUAUGGCGGAUGGCUGAGUAACGCCUCCGUCUCUGGAUGGGGUACCAGUCCACGGGUAGCGACGACUGGCUUGGUGAGAUAUACCAUGGACACCAACAGCUUUUCCAACAGCACUGGUCCUGACAAUGUACGACGCGCCGAGGGCAGUCUGCAUUAUAUCCCCGCCGGAGACGGCGGAAUGCUCAUCUACUUUGGGGGUAUCCAGGAUUUGUCUGCCAACGGCAGUGCCGCGAUUGGCCAACCCAUGGACCAAAUAUUCAUAUACGAUGUGCUCAGCAGCAAGUGGUACACGCAGAAAGCUUCAGGCGAUAUUCCUGGAAUGCGGCGACGAUUCUGUGCGGGCGUGACUUGGGCGGGAGACCAGUCAUCCUACAACAUUUACAUGUACGGCGGCGCCAAUAUCCCAGGAGUACUUGGCGCAGGAUUCGACGACCUCUACAUCCUCUCGAUCCCGACCUUUACCUGGAUCAAGAUGUACCCCAUCGGCCGCAACGGGACAGGAGACUACCCCCACCACUCCCUGUCCUGCAACAUCGUCCCCGGCCGGGCGCAGAUGAUCAUCUCUGGAGGCACUUUCCCGCUCUCCCAAGACUGCGAUUCACCCGGGCAAUGGGGAACCCACAACGUGGACCUCGGAAAGCAGAAUGCUGGCAAAGUCGUCUGGGAUUUAUAUAAGCCCAACAAGACAACGUACGCUGUACCGGACGAGGUCAUUGCUGUUGUAGGCGGCAACGGCAAUGGUGGCGCCACAAAGACUGCGCCGGCGGCCGGUUUCGAUUACACCGACGUCAGCCUCCUCAUCACACUCACGGCCAGUAUCCCGAGCCGUACGCCAACAAGAGAUGUUGGCAGCUCCGGCGGCUCCACUCCCACAAGAAACCUUUCUACGGGUGCCAUUAUCGGCAUCGCGGUAGGGGCUGCAGUAUUGAUCGGCGCACUCGCCAUGGGAUGCUUCUUCUUGGUCCGUAAGCGCCGGUUAGAGCGAUUCCACACCGGGGCAUCACCGCCGGGACCAAGCCAUGUAUACCACGUCCAGAGCAUGUCGGAAGCGUGGUCGCCACCCGCAGCAUCGCCAUACUCGCCGCCAUAUGGCCCGUCUCCCUUCACGCCUCCUCCCCAUUCCGCAUAUCCGCAGUCACCGCAUCCAAUGUCCGCGCGCACGGUACCGCCGCACAUGGGGCCGCCGGUAGAACUGCCCUCAGAGCCGUCCUACACGACGACGACGCCGACGCCGGCGGCCCUGGCGAGGACGACGACCUUGACCAACAUCUCGUCGACGGCGUCGUACCCGCCGCAGCAGGCGUACUUCCCCGAGACAACAACGCUGCUGAACCAGCCGCAGUACGACGCCCACGGGAACAUGUGGAUGCCGCAGGUCAGCAUGGUGCAGGUCGCCACCGGGGUGAGCCCGCCGCUGCCCGAGUAUACGCCGGCGAGGGGCGACCAAAAGACACCGCAGCCGACGGCGGCCGAGGUGCGACACGAACCACCGCCGCAGGAGCCGCAGGAGCUCAGUGCGGACCCAGAUGACCGGGCGGAGAUGAGUUCGAGGCAGGAGCACCAGACAUACUACAACAGAUAG